Molecule: messenger RNA, 981 nt
Organism: Alnus glutinosa
Lineage: Eukaryota; Viridiplantae; Streptophyta; Magnoliopsida; Fagales; Betulaceae
Product: protein FAR-RED IMPAIRED RESPONSE 1-like
Exons: 2
Coding region: 1-981 (326 amino acids)
Biological process (GO): regulation of DNA-templated transcription
Molecular function (GO): zinc ion binding
Source: RefSeq, a predicted model, not a curated record
AUGUCCAUUACACAACGAAGUGAGAGUAUGAAUGCUUUCUUUGAUGGUUAUGUGGGGCCAAAUACCCCUUUGAAGAAAUUUGUUGGGGAUUAUGAUAAUGCUUUGAUGAGAAUGGUUGAGAACGAGCGUCUAGCUGAUUUUGGUUCAUUUAAUAAAAUGUUUCCACUUAUAAGUCUUCAUUCUAUUGAGCGUCAACUUCAAGGUAUUUACACAAAUAAAAAAUUCAAAGAAGUUCAAGAGGAGUUUAGGGGAUUCAUGAUGUGUUUUUCAUCCCUACUAAAAUGCGAAGGUGCAAUUUCUACUUAUGAAGUUAUUGAUCGUGUAAGAGUUAAUGAUGACUUCGUGAAAGAAGUAAAGUAUUGUGUUUACUUUAAUGACGAAGAAUGCGAUGUGAAAUGCACUUGUAGAUUGUUUGAAUUUAGAGGAAUCAUGUGCAGACAUGCCCUUAUUGUUCUCACCUUGAUAAAAAGUGUUGAAGAGUUGUCAUCUAAAUAUAUUCUUGAUCGAUGGGGGAAGGACUUGAAACGAAAGUAUACAUUCGUUAAAAGUAGUUAUGACGAUUUGAGUGGCAUCCCUAAAGCACAAAAGUAUGAUGAUUUGUGCAAUGAUUUUUUUGAAGUAGCAUUCAUCGCAUCGGAAGACACUGAAACAUAUAUGAAGAUGAAGACUUGUGUACGUAAGUUAAAAGAGGAAUUGCUUCACAAUGGGUUAAGGGGUGAAAACAUAUUAAGUAGUGCACCUUCUCUUCAUCUUCCAGGUGCAUAUUCCAUUGGUAGUGAAGCAAUUGAUGGGAGCUUUAAGAAAUGUAAUAAGUUGCGGAGUCCCUUAGUUGCAAAAAGUAAAGGGAGGCUACCAUCAACAAGCAAGCAAUCUGUUGUAGAAAGGGUUGUUAGAAAACCAAAUGGCCAUUUUAGUAGAAUUGAUUUUGAUUUUGUAGUAAUCUGUUGGUAUUGGGGAAGUUGCAGUGGUGGAGAGAUAUAA